Molecule: messenger RNA, 525 nt
Organism: Synchiropus splendidus (mandarinfish)
Lineage: Eukaryota; Metazoa; Chordata; Actinopteri; Syngnathiformes; Callionymidae
Product: cell cycle control protein 50A-like
Exons: 2
Coding region: 232-510 (92 amino acids)
Biological process (GO): phospholipid translocation
Cellular component (GO): endoplasmic reticulum; plasma membrane; Golgi apparatus
Source: RefSeq, a predicted model, not a curated record
CGCUUGUUUGUAAACUUCCUGUAGGCGGAGUUGUCAACGCGACAGCUCGAUGUCAAACGGUUAGAAAACCUUGUUCUCGGAGUCAGCACCGGUGAAAGGGGCUCCGUCGCCGGCUCAAUCCGCCGAGGAGCCGUCGAAUGUCGGUGUGUUAGCGGACCAAAGCCGCCGCGUGUUCCCGUUUGCAAGCGAGCAGCUCACGCGGCUAGCGCGCGAGCUAAUCCCGGAGCCAGGAUGAUGGCGUCCAGCUACAACGCCAAAGACGAGGACGGACACAUCACGAUGUCCGGGCCCGGAGCCUCGCUCCGAAACAAGAAGCCCGAGAACACCGCCUUCAAGCAGCAGAGACUGCCGGCCUGGCAGCCCAUCCUGACGGCGGGCACCGUCCUCCCGGCCUUCUUCAUCAUCGGCCUCGUCUUCAUCCCCGUCGGCAUCGGCCUGUACGUGACGUCCAACAACAUCAGGGAGUACGAGGCGCAGGCUGCGGAUGAAACGCCUCAGAAUACGGGAUGAUGCCGCGUCCCUGGC